AUGCACAUUUAUACCCAUUUUAAUUCAAGUGCAUUCGUAGAGCUACCUCAUGUUUUCCAAACCGGUAGGUUAUGGAAGUCUAAUAAGGACAAAAGUGCCGCCUGGGGUAGCGCUGUCUGGGGGAAUAGUCGUUGUCUCGUAAAUGGAGUCCCUCAAGAUGCUAAAUGUGUUUCAGUUGUACGUAGAGAGGAUCAACAAGGUGUUUAUACUAUCCAAGGUGUUACAGAGGUGUGUGAUACAGAGCCAGUAGUUUGUACAGCCAUCCCCGUUAGAGAUUUAGCUACCAACGUGGAAUCAUUUUUAGGUGAAUUAAGACAAAGAUUGAUUGAACUCGCUAAUGAAUUUGAUGUGGAAAUAGUUGUCACCAAGGAACCAGUCUAUGGUGCUUCGCAAUUAGCGGGUAAUUUCCCACUCUAUGUGCAUAUAUUAGGAUUUCAAUCCCAUGUAGUCGCUGGUGAAAUUCACCUAUGGUCAUUAGUGGAGUUAUACCGUAGUUCAAGAGGUGCAGGGCCAGCAUUAUUUGUUGAAUAUUUGGAUCUAGAUGCUCAUUCACUUUUACCAAGCGUAGCUGGUAUUGAUAUGGCUAAUUUGAAAUAUGUUCAGCAGGCAUUCCAAACGCAGGCUUAUGUCUCUGCCUUGACAUUACCAAUGGAUAGGGAUUCUGGUCGUGAAUCGAGAUUUAGACCUCAAGUGGUUCUGUGCGGUAAAGUUUACUCAUUGGUAUUGGCCGCUAAAGAUUUUUUAGCUCACAUGGCACAACGACCUCCACAAUCACCCGUCUACUUUCGUAGAUUCAACUCAUUGUCAAGCGGUAAAUUACUCUACAUCCAAAAACACUACCGUCUAGAACUUAACAGGCUUAUGAUUAAAUACCAAUCGCUUGUGAAGGUCACCGAUAGUUGUAUCGAAUUCCGUUCAACUUGCUUACCAUUGUUGGAAGCUCUCAUUAAGGCAUUUACUAUUAACAUUUUACACCGAAUCUUAGAAGUUCAAGUUACGAUGGACAAAAAUUUCCAGUUUAACGAAGAUUCUAUAAGGCAAGUGGUAAUGGAAGAUUUAAUUGUCGUUACAAUACCUUCUAAAGAAAAUCAAUUACUUGUCAUUGGCAACCAUUCUCCUACAGCCACAGAUCAUACUUCCACGAUUUUCAAACAAGUGGCGGCAAUUCAUCCAGCAUCUGCAGUAAGACAAUUACGAGCUAUAUUUGAAAUUCACAUGGAUUAUGAGGAUUUUAUAUCUGGUAAAAAAAAUGGGAAACUGACAAGAGUCAUGGAAACAGUUCAUUGUUUGAUUAAAUUGGAAAGAUUGGAAGAUGAUGAUAAUAUGUUUUUAACGUUAAUCGCAGAUUCUACUCCUGAAUUUAUUAGAGCUUGCAACCUAGUGAUUAAUGAAUUACCUGCAGAGGAGGCAUUUUUCAUACCAGAAAUUUAUCACCGUCCAGUCAUUGGACCUGGUGGUUCUGUGAUUCAAGCAACAAUGAAAAAAUACAAUGUUUUCGUCCAAUUUUCAAGCACUUUUUUCUUACCUCAAAAUGAUCUUUCAUGCACAAGGUAUGACAACGUCGUCAUUAGAUGUCCCUAUAAGAAUGUUUCUGCAAUACCCCAAGCUAGAGAGGAACUGGCUCUUUUAGCUCAAGAAUGUAGCAAAUUACGCCCCCUAGCUCUAGUGAAACUUUCUAGGGGCCAAUACCGUUUCCUAUUGUCAUCAUCAUCACCUUCAAUUGCUCAAACUAUUGCCAACAUUGAGAAAAAUCACAAGGCUUUUGUCGAUUUCCCCACUGAGGAACCUACUGAUAACUACUUAUUGGAAGUAAGAGGCACUGAUAACAAUUGUCUCCAAGCUGCAAAAGAGUUGAUCAGUGGAUCUUAUGGUUGCGAAACUAUUGUUAAAUUGGAUCAACCUAUGGUAUUAGAUCACGAUUUUUACAAUUCAAUCGUCAUCCCCUUCAAACAUGCAAUGGGAAUUGAAGUAACUGCUUCAUCAGAUACCAUUAGACUCGUCUACAAAAGAGGUAAUGGUUCAUUAAACAAAUCGCUCGAAGUGCUAUCCGAUUACGUUAGAAGUCACAGACGUAAAGUAAUGACAACAGAAUUAGAAAGAAAUUUCUUAGUCACUUUUGAGGAUCAACAAGAGAAUCAAAAGAAAGCCAUUGACGAAACUACCGCUAAUGCCAUUAAAUUGCAACAAUUCCAUAUCGAUAGCCAAUUGGCCGUGUUACCACCAUUAUACCACAGAGACAUGCAAUACUUGCAAAAAAGUGAAGAUUCUCGUGAACCGCUAAACCUUGUACAAUACGGGUACACUGCCAGAUGA
Messenger RNA from Zygosaccharomyces rouxii, 2313 nucleotides. RefSeq lists its product as uncharacterized. The transcript has a single exon. Bases 1 to 2313 code for a protein of 770 amino acids. Lineage: Eukaryota; Fungi; Ascomycota; Saccharomycetes; Saccharomycetales; Saccharomycetaceae. Gene Ontology annotation, molecular function: RNA binding. The record is from RefSeq and is a predicted model, not a curated record.